Parasteatoda tepidariorum (common house spider) is the source of this 567-nucleotide messenger RNA. NCBI's taxonomy places the organism in Eukaryota, Metazoa, Arthropoda, Arachnida, Araneae, Theridiidae. The record is from RefSeq and is a predicted model, not a curated record.
UGCGAUCAGUUCACUGUGGAACGAAAUAUUAAAGUAUCAGUGUAUUUAUCGGAUGUUUUCAAACUAGUUAUGCAAGUGACGUGGACCAAUUUUUACAACUUUUAAUGUGUUCUUGAAUAAUCGGUAGUACUUUUCUAACUUUAUACAGAAAGCAGUGAAUUUAAAUAGGUGUGAAUCGUCAUAGUGCUUAUUGGAAAACAUCCAUUACUCUACACAUUUAAAUUCAGUGGAAUGCAGGUUUUAUAUCUUGGCAGUGAUAUUGCGAAAGGUACAUUCUCUGAUAUUGCUCCUCAGUGGUUAAUGACCAUGUUAAAAUCUUUAAAAGAAGAUGACCGGUGCUACUAUGUGGCCACUACGCUUGUAUCAUUAGGAGUAGUAUAUUUAGUGAAAAAGGUAUUUUCUUUUAAUAAAUCAAAAAGAGUAAAGACAACAGACUUACACAUUGAAGAAACUGCUGAUGAAAUAACGAGUAAUUUCAAAGAAGUGUCUAACAUAAGAACGGUAAGUAGAUAUACAUAUAUUAGUAUUCAAGUACGCAGGAUCUUUCAAUGAGCUGUUGAUAUCUUU